This is a messenger RNA of Microthlaspi erraticum, 1329 nucleotides long. The record is from the annotation of a GenBank genome assembly. Lineage: Eukaryota; Viridiplantae; Streptophyta; Magnoliopsida; Brassicales; Brassicaceae.
AUGCAGAAGUAUGAAGGUGUCAAAGAAGGACCUAAACCCAAUGAUAUCAUUCAGCUGAUGCGUAUUGAGCACAGAUGCAAGAUCUCUUACGAUCUAGCAUGGGAGGCACAUGAGUUUGCUGUCAAUUAUGUGAGAGGAAUACCUGAGGAGAGUUAUGCAAAAAAUACCAAGUCUAUAAGAGGGUUCUACAAAGCCAUGCGACGGGUAAUCGUUAUUGAUGGUACAUUCUUGAAGAAUAAAUACAAAGGAACACUACUAGUUGCUACAGCUUUAGAUGGUAACUCGAAUUUGUAUCCACUAGCAUUUGGUGUGGUUGAUUCAGAGAAUGAUCUAUCAUGGGAAUGGUUUUUGAGGCAGCUACAUGUUGUUAUUGAGGAUGAUUACGAUAUGGCCUUCAUCUCAGACAGGAAUUUGUCCAUUGGCAGACUACUUCCUAUAGUUUACCAACGAGCUACUCAUGGAAUUUGUAUUCACCACUUGCUGAACAAUGUCAUCUCUUAUCUACAUGGAAAAGGUGUGGCUGCUUUGGUUGCAAAGGCUUCUAAAGCAUACAAAAUUGCUGAUUUUCAGACGAUGAUGACUGAUAUCGUUAAGAACAGACCGGAUGUGGGGAAGUAUCUUGUGAAAGCUGAUGUGAGAAAGUGGGCUCGCUGUCUAUUUGUUGGAUACAGGUAUGAUGUUAGGACAACUAACCCCGCUGAGUCGUUGAAUUCAGCAUUGAGAUCACCUAGAGAGUUCCCGGUAAUCCCUCUACUAGACAGCAUUAGAGAAAUGUUGACAAGGUGGUUCUUUAAGCGUAGAACAUUGAGCUCCAAGCAUACCCACCUUCUAACCGUUGCUGUUGAGAAGAAGAUUACAAGAAGGACGGAAAAGGGUAAAGCAUUCACGGUUCAGCAAGUAGAUGCAACUCGAUUUGUGUUGGGAGGUGACAUCUACGAAUGUGUGGUUGAUUUGGCGAAGCGAACAUGUACAUGCGCCAAGUUUGAUCUGCAGAAAAUUCCAUGUAGGCAUGCGAUCCCAGAAAUUUUUGCAAUUGGAAAGCAACCACAUGAAUUCACAGAUGAGCUGUGGAAAACUGAGUUAUGGAGAGUUGGGUAUGAAGAAGCAGUAAAUCCAAUAGGUGUUCCUGAGGAUGCAUGGAGUGUCUCCCAAGUUGUUGAUGAAGAGAUUGUUUCUUGUCCAGAAUCACGCAGAGCUGCUGGUAGGAGAAGAAAGAGACAGUUUGAAUCGGUUGAGGACAAGAUUAGAUCGCAGCAAAGGAAGACACACAAGUGUAGUCGAUGUGAUAAUCCAGGCCACAAUAGAGCAACAUGUGACAUGCCAAUCUAG